GUGGAGAUGAGGUCUCACCAAGUUGCCCAGGCGGGUCUCAAACCCGUGGGCUCAGACAAGUUUACAUGCAUUGGAGACCAGACCAGAAGCACUGCUGAAUUAAGAUCUUGAGUUUCUUGAGGUGGCAUUGAAGAGCACUAAGAUCAGAAGAUGAGUGAACUUGACCAGUUACGGCAGGAGGCCGAACAACUUAAGAACCAAAUUAGAGAUGCUCGGAAAGCGUGUGCAGAUGCAACUCUCUCUCAGAUCACAAACAAUGUUGACCCAGUGGGAAGAAUCCAGAUGCGCACAAGGAGGACGCUGCGGGGGCACUUGGCCAAGAUCUACGCCAUGCACUGGGGCACAGACUCCAGGCUUCUCGUCAGUGCCUCGCAGGAUGGAAAACUGAUCAUCUGGGACAGCUAUACCACCAACAAGGUCCACGCCAUCCCUCUGCGCUCUUCCUGGGUCAUGACCUGUGCGUAUGCCCCUUCUGGGAACUAUGUGGCCUGCGGCGGCCUGGAUAACAUCUGCUCCAUUUACAAUCUGAAAACUCGCGAAGGGAACGUCCGUGUGAGUCGUGAGCUGGCGGGACAUACAGGUUACUUGUCCUGCUGCCGAUUCCUGGAUGACAAUCAGAUCGUCACCAGUUCUGGAGACACCACGUGUGCCCUGUGGGACAUCGAGACCGGCCAGCAGACAACCACGUUUACCGGACACACUGGCGACGUCAUGAGCCUUUCUCUUGCUCCUGACACCAGACUGUUUGUCUCUGGUGCUUGUGAUGCUUCGGCCAAACUCUGGGACGUGCGAGAAGGGAUGUGUCGGCAAACCUUCACCGGCCACGAGUCUGACAUCAAUGCUAUCUGCUUCUUUCCAAAUGGCAAUGCAUUUGCCACGGGCUCGGAUGACGCAACCUGCAGGCUGUUUGACCUUCGUGCAGACCAGGAACUCAUGACCUACUCCCAUGACAACAUCAUCUGCGGCAUCACCUCCGUCUCCUUCUCCAAGAGCGGGCGCCUCCUCCUCGCUGGGUACGACGACUUCAACUGCAACGUCUGGGAUGCACUCAAAGCCGACCGGGCAGGUGUCCUGGCUGGGCAUGACAACCGCGUCAGCUGCCUGGGAGUGACUGAUGAUGGCAUGGCUGUGGCGACAGGGUCCUGGGAUAGCUUCCUCAAGAUCUGGAACUAACGCCAGUAGCACGUGAACACCACGGAGACUGGAAGAGCAUUCCAACCUGGCGCGUUGCCGCGAGAGCAUAUCCUAUCAACCUACUAACGUGAACACCCCACACCUCCCCCCAGAAUUUCAAAGGGCAAGAUCUUUCCUUCACUUAUUGCUGAAACCAAGAGCACAAUUCCCAUUAAGAGAAGGAUCUCUGUGCUGUCAACUAAAACAAAUUGUGCAUUCCUUCCGGGGCCAUUGUCUUUGUUUUCUUUUUUGUCUUGAAUGAAUUUUAAAAGGAAAUACUAUAAUAAAAAUAUUAACCAGAAGGUAAACUGAGUGUAAUUGUGAGACAGACACACCUUUUCACUAGUUUAUUUGAAUUUUAGACCAGUGAUCCUGUUUUGUGGCAUUCAUGCAAAACAAGUUGAGGACUUUGUUCAUCUUGUAACCAUUUCUAAAUUUCAGUCAUGUUUGUAGCAAGAGUUGGAAGCAUUCAUAUUUCCUUUUAAAAAUAUAUUCCUUUAUGUUGAAUAGUUAACCAGAACCAGAGAGUCUAGGGCAGCCGCUCUGGCAUUGUCAACGAUGUAAAUUUAGUCCCUGUUUUUUCAUUGUUGCACACAAACGAGGUGUAGAAAGAACUUGUUCGGAUGUCAAGUCCCCAAGCACAUGCUGUUGAUGGUCUUGAGUGUGUGGUCAAAGAGUCCUUCACCUUUUCUAAGUAGUGAACUCAGACCCAGCACCACUUUCCUCCCGACCUACCCUACCUCCUCCAUUUAGUUCCAAUCUCUCCCUGGGUUUCCCAGUGAAGUUGGAGGGAAGUUUAUAAUAGCCUAACACUACCCCACCUUACCCCCAACUAUCAGGAGCCUCUGUUUUCAAGAGAGAUGCCUGUCCUGUGCUUGGAUAGUCAGUCAAUUAUUUGUGUAUGAAACAAUGUACAAAUCAAUGUUUUGAAAAUAAUGAUCUCAGACUUUCUAAGUUAAAUUUUAAAAAAUUUGAUUGUUUGCCAUAUUGGGUGGGUUUACUCUUAGAAUCGCAUGCUGUAGAAAUGCUCAAAAGUGCAUAUAGGACUCAGUCCUUAGAUGUCUUUUCUUUUAAGAAUAACUUCUCACAGUUGUUUCCACUACAGCUGUCACUCCCCAUCCUGCUCUGGGCAGAGCAUAUCUGAAGCAGUUCCACGCGCCGCUGUACACACCGGGGUAGCAGGACAAGCCACUGUUUUCUUUAUUUCUUUAAAACAAAACAGUCCUGUUGCAAACGGCUGCUGCUGGAUUCUGAGGGUGGGAGGGAGAAGGGGCUGUAGACCUGCCCUCCUCCCUGCAGUUCCUCAUGCCUGUCUCUCUGGACAGGCCUGUUGCCCCUGGUUUUCACUUCCAGCCCAGGGCUCAGCAGCAGCGUGUGGGCGGCAGCGUGCUGUGGAUCCCUCCCUGACUCCCACCUUCUAUAGCAGCGGUAGUGGCUUCUCCCUCCUGUUUCUGCAACAUCCUGUACAAAACUGUGCUGUGACUGUGCGGUAGGCCUGGAUCUGGCAAAGAGAAUCAAACGAAACCCUUCUUUCUCUUUCCAUCAGACAACUCUGUAGAGCUCCCUGCACCUCUCCCUUCACCUUUUGUAUUUAAUUUUAAAGUCAGUGUACUGCAAGGAAGCUGGAUGCAAGAUAGAUACUAUAUUAAACUGUACCGUUAUUUAAGAUGUAAUAAAGCAGUUUGACAUGAGGGA
Messenger RNA from Carlito syrichta (Philippine tarsier), 2868 nucleotides. It is a transcript of the gene GNB1, whose product is annotated as G protein subunit beta 1. The record is from RefSeq and is a predicted model, not a curated record. Gene Ontology annotation, biological process: G protein-coupled receptor signaling pathway. Bases 151 to 1173 code for a protein of 340 amino acids. Gene Ontology annotation, molecular function: signaling receptor complex adaptor activity; protein binding. Lineage: Eukaryota; Metazoa; Chordata; Mammalia; Primates; Tarsiidae. The transcript is spliced from 12 exons. Gene Ontology annotation, cellular component: heterotrimeric G-protein complex; cytoplasm.